AGACCCAUAUGUUGCAUUUAUUUCCCAAACAUUUAACCCCGCUUGUGGGGGUGUGGACGGCGAAUCUGGGGCUGGUUUCUGGCAGAAAGGUGUCCGCCGCAAUGGCGGAGCCCGGGUCCUCCCCACGUCACCAAGCCAUGCUCGCCCUUCCCAAGGCAGACCCCCCUCCCUUCCAUCCCCCUCGCAGAAGUGCAAGCUCUGUCACUUAUAUCCAUCCACCAUCUUUCCCCCCGUGAAACUCUAGCUCGGUUUCCUUCCGGAUGCGAUUGUGUUUCCAGCCCAUAGUCCCUGUCCUGCUGCCCCAUGCCAGAGCCGAGGCCGAGAACCGGAAAAGAUGGUGGCGAGCGCUCGGGUGCAGAAGCUGCUCUGGCGGUACAAGCCGGCGAUCGUGGCGGCCCUGGUCGUCCUCCUCGUUCAGGGGCUUGUGGUGUGGAGCCUGAGGAGCCUUGAAGAAGGAGAGGUGGAAAAGAAGCACAGAAGGUCGAAGCUGCCUGACAACAACAGCCACGAUUCCAGGCGGGCUACUUCCGUAUGGGAGGGACAGCAUGGGGCACUGGGGAGAAAUCGCAGCCGCUGGAGGGUCGGAAGGGACCGGCUCGGGGGCGCGGCAUCCCGGGCCCCGAUUCAGGAGCCAGAGCAGCACAAAAGGGCCGGCAGGAGACGCGGAGGUACAGCAGAGGGGGUGCCCUCCAGCAGCCGCAACUUUACAGAGCAGAAGGCGGAGGAGGGGAUGGGGCCCGUCCUGCCGGCCCAGCAGGGUGACGUCGGCAGUGUGGGGGGCGCCCCUCCGGCCCUCAGCAGUGACUUUGUGCCCAAGUGCGACAUAGUGGGCAAGGACGCGCUGUCUGCCCUGCACCGUGCCAGCUCCCGCCAGUGCAGGCAGGAGAUCGCCAACGUCGUGUGCCAGCAUCAUGACGGAAAGCUGAUGCCGCAGUCGUUCCCACAGUUCUGCCCGCAGCAACACGGUCUGCCCAGUCCCGUGCUUCAGAGCAAUGACCUGGACGACGGACAGGACAAGGUGGAUAAUCCGGUGCGUGUGGCGUUCAUGCUGGUGGUCCACGGCCGUGCCAUCCGGCAGCUCAAGCGCCUCAUCAAAGCCAUAUAUCACCGGGAGCACUUCUACUACAUACACGUGGACAAGCGCUCCAACUACCUGCACCGUGAGGUGCUGCUGAUCGCCGAGCGCUACCCAAACGUGCGUGUCACGCCCUGGCGGAUGGUGACCAUCUGGGGCGGGGCCAGUCUGCUCAAGACGUACCUGCGCAGCAUGCAGGACCUGCUGGCCAUGAGAGAGUGGAAGUGGGACUUCUUCAUCAAUCUGAGUGCCACAGACUUCCCCACCAGGACCAAUGAGGAACUGGUGGCUUUUCUCUCUCAGAAUAGAGACAAGAAUUUCCUCAAGUCUCACGGAAGGGAAAACACAAGGUUCAUCAAGAAGCAAGGCUUGGACCGCCUCUUCCACGAGUGCGACUCCCACAUGUGGCGGCUUGGAGACAGAGUGAUACCAGAGGGCCUGGAAGUCUCAGGUGGCUCCGACUGGUUUUCCCUUACACGCCGUUUCGUGGAGUACGUCAUCAACUCCCAGGACGCGCUGGUAUCAGGCCUGAAGCAGUUCUACAGCUACACCUUACUCCCGGCUGAGUCAUUCUUCCACACGGUCCUGGGCAACAGUCACAUGUGUGACACGCUUAUCGACAACAACCUUCGCGUCACCAACUGGAACCGCAAACUGGGCUGCAAGUGCCAGUACAAGCACAUCGUGGACUGGUGCGGCUGCUCGCCCAACGACUUCAAGCCCUCGGACCUGAUCAGGAUCCAGCAACUGAGUCGCCCGACUUUCUUUGCCCGCAAAUUUGAGUCGACGGUGAAUCAGGAGGCAAUAGACAUACUGGACGCCCAUCUGUACGGGCAUUACGCCCCCGGCACGCCGGCGCUCAAAGCCUACUGGGAGAGCGUCUUCGAGGAGGCAGAUGGCCUCGGUGCACUGAGCGACGUGGCCCUCACCUCCUACUCCUCGUUUUUUCGCUUGGGCCUCCGCAGCCUAGAGGCCACCCACGGAGGCAGCAAAGCCUGCCGGUAUGAACCUCUCAGCCAUCCCAUAUCUGUGCAGCUGUACUUCUACGAUGACCGUUUCCAGGGCUACCUGGUCAGACAGGAAGUGCAGAAUGUCGUCAUGAGAACGAAGGAGGUUCUGGAGAUCUGGGCCGUGCCCCAGAGCACCCUGCAGCUGGAAAGCAACCUACAGGAGUUUGAGAGGCUUAAGAACCUGGAGGUAGGGACACGGUGGGACCCCAAGGAGAGGAUUUUCCGCAAUUUUGGGGGGGUUCUGGGCCCCCUAGACGAGCCUGUGGCAGUCCAGAAGUGGGCGAGGGGACCCAACCUGACGGCCACUAUAGUCUGGAUCGAUCCGACCCAGGUGGUGGCAGCUUCCUAUGACAUCAGCGUGGACGUCGAUGCAGAAUUCACGCAGUACAAGCCACCUUUACAGCGGCCCCUCCGCCCCGGGGCCUGGACAGUGAGGGUCCUUCGCCUGUGGGAGCGCAUGGCUGAGAUCCAGUUCCUGGUAAUGCCCUUGGCAUUUAAAGGAGGGCGGCCAUUACAGAAAGAAGAGGACAGCUGGCUUCACGCUGGUCCCCCUGGGAACCUCUACAUGGAACAGGGCUUCCAGCAGCUGAACCAGGUUCUGAAGCUGCCCAGUGGAGAUGCCGCCCUGGCGCUGGCCAACAGGAACUCCCUGCUGGUGGGCAAGGCUCUGGAAGACUGGGUAGACCGCAGUGUCAGGGCCUUUUGGUUGACUGGUGACCUGUGUGCUGCUCGCUCCUCACCCUGCCCGUCUUUGGGCCUCUGCCUCAAAUCCACCUGGAGUUCCCUUUCUCCAGACCCCAAGUCUGAACUUGGGCCAGUCAAAAGUGACGGUCGUAUCCGGUAGCCCCGGGCCUGGGAAGCAGGACGGACUCAGUGGGAAUCAUCUUUGAGUUGAAGUUCAUGACUCAGGGGGCUGUCUUUAAUUGUGUUAAUGGGCCCUAGAUGGUGACGACGUUUCUUUUAAGGAUGCUGUUGUUCAGGUCGGCAGCUUUCCGGAUAGGGAGCUGAAGAAAGUGUUGACAUACUUUGCACAUAACAAUUUGGACUUUGUUUCGGUUUACUUUUCUCCCAGGUUUCUCAUUUCACUGCACAUGUAUAAAACGGUUCUUUUUAAAGACGUACAUGUCAUACGUCAUAAACAUUCAAUGGCCAUCAGGCGUCUGGUUCCUAGAUAACUGUGUGGCCAGAUAUUUACCUCCAUGCUGUUUAAUGUUUUAUGGGUCAUUUGUUUUUAGUUUUCUACACGUCAGUUGUUUAAGGAUUGUCAACCAAUGGACAGAAAAGUGCACUUUAGCGUAAAAGGGUCCGUUCUCCCUGAGUGAGAAGACUUUCGGCAAGGAAGAUCAUCAUGACCAAGCUCAUUUCACUGAACUGUAGCUGCCUUUUUUAAAACCACGGUUUAUUUGUUUAACCCUCAUUUGUGCUGGGGAGUUGCUGGACUCUGUGCCGUCAUACUGACUCAAAAAGACGAGCACUAUGAUGAACAAUGUUCUGCUCCUCUUUUAGAUUUUAACUGGUAAAUUUCGACCUGGUCUUUUCAAUUUUAGUCUAAUUUAAGGUACAGAAAUGGACUCUAGGUUUUCAACAGGCAAUCUGUUUCUUCCCCUCCUUUUUCUGAAUAACUUAACUAUCCAUUGUGAAACUACUAGAAGUUUAGCAUAAAGGAAGUGCCUUCCUUUGAACCAAUUAUGUGUAUGUUUGAAAUUUUGUAAUUAGGAGUAAAUCACUUCUUGAAGGAAGCAUCCAUUUCUGUACUUACAAUAAUGUCAUUUAGUUGUCAAGUUGUUACAGGUGAGAAAGCAGAAUUAGGGAAAGUUUCACGCUAUGCCUACUUAACAAUUCUUUACAAGAAUUUUGAUUUUACUUUUUCACUUUCUGAAGUGUUUUAUAUGAAAAAAUUAGUUUUCCAAAAAGCUUAGAACUGUCAUCAGAAAACAAUCAGAAGACCUGAACUACUGCAUUGAUUUCAAUCAUGUUCAGUGUAAGAGAUUUGUAUGAUUUUUCAGAAUGUGACAGUGCACCAUAUUUCUGCUUUCUUAUCAUUUCAGUCGACUAAGCAAACUGAUUUGCAUCAAUCCCCUUUAAAAAGCUGCAAGGUUGCUUCUGUGAAGCCAAAACUAUAUUAACAACUUGGUUAAAAAAAUGGAGGGUUCACAAAGACAGACACUCAGAUUAUGUUGGGUGUUAACACAUUCUUUGCUUUGUAAAGUGUGAAUUUUCUGAAUAUGGGUGAUCUCUCAUUUGACGUUCAGUCAGUGUAAACCAAUGGUCAAGCUAAUGGCUUUACCAGUGAUCUUAAGAGCUUCCCUCUCUUUUUACUGGAGUAAGGUGGUACAUUAAAAUCAGGCCUCUAGUAAACAGUCAUUUCACUCAUGUGACUAUUAAAUGUUAAACAACAUGCGAAUGGUUCUAUGUGGCCUUUCUGUUUAGUAGAAACCCAUUCGCAUCUUCAUUUUCUCUGUCAGUAAUGGUUCGGCUUUCGUUUGUAUUCCACUAGUUUUGUUCUGAUAAAUGGUUCCUUAUCUUUGCUAAUUUAAUGAAGUCUAGCUGCCUGAAGAUUGUCAUUGGAAAGGUGCCUUUUGGGUAUUGGGUAAUUGUUAUGCAACUAUUUGUAACGGCUUCUGAACAUUUUGGCAUCUUGUGACAAACAGCGGGUCAAGAUAGUAUCCAUCAUGAUUUGUGCUUAAGAUUGUAAUUUGUAAUUGCAGGGGACACCCUAAAAUGGAUACCAGUCCAACACUACCAGUCACAUACUAAAGAAAACUUUACCAUUUAACAAUAAUGUACUGCAAGAAGAAAAUGGGGUACUAGUAGACCACAGCCCAAGCAUAACACCCGCCAAAUUAAAACAGAUCAAGGCUGCUUCCCAAAAUGUCCUUAUGAUAUGCUGUUAUUAUUGUGAUAUGUUUUGGAAGGUCUGCACGGAAUUACAUUAAUUUUAAUUGAAACUAAA
Messenger RNA from Brienomyrus brachyistius, 5038 nucleotides. RefSeq names its product xylosyltransferase II (gene xylt2). Gene Ontology annotation, biological process: heparan sulfate proteoglycan biosynthetic process; chondroitin sulfate proteoglycan biosynthetic process. Gene Ontology annotation, cellular component: membrane. The record is from RefSeq and is a predicted model, not a curated record. NCBI's taxonomy places the organism in Eukaryota, Metazoa, Chordata, Actinopteri, Osteoglossiformes, Mormyridae. The transcript has 11 exons. Gene Ontology annotation, molecular function: protein xylosyltransferase activity. The coding region runs from base 335 to 2929 and encodes 864 amino acids.